Molecule: messenger RNA, 321 nt
Organism: Prorocentrum cordatum
Lineage: Eukaryota; Dinophyceae; Prorocentrales; Prorocentraceae
Source: the annotation of a GenBank genome assembly
AUGCUGGCGCGCGUGAUCGAGACACAGGAGCGGCAGGAGGCCAUGCUCCAGAACCAGUCGAGGCUGCUCGUGCGCGUCGUGGCCGACCUGCAGCGGAGGUGCGCUCGCCCAGCGAGGCAGGUCACGCCCUCGCAGUGCUCGGUGGGGAGCUGCAACUUCCAUGGGGCCGUCUGCCAGAGCGUGGCCGCCCAGGGCUCGCCGCCCAUGAGCGAGGUGGACGACCUGUCGAGGAGGGAGUCGGGGGAGAGCGCGAUAACGCCAGGGGCACGGUUGCGGAUCACACUUUUGUUGGGACGAGGGCACUCCAGUGCACCCGAGUGA